Emiliania huxleyi CCMP1516 is the source of this 4709-nucleotide messenger RNA. RefSeq lists its product as hypothetical. The record is from RefSeq and is a predicted model, not a curated record. NCBI's taxonomy places the organism in Eukaryota, Haptophyta, Isochrysidales, Noelaerhabdaceae. The coding region runs from base 30 to 4709 and encodes 1559 amino acids. The transcript is spliced from 16 exons.
CGGACCGAGUGACGUCAGGCGCGGCCAUUAUGCAGGAUGACGUCGUCAUAUCUCAGGCUAUGUUGGACGACGCGCUCGACGUCAUCCUCCCGCUGGAGGAAGGCGGAGUGGACGCGCUCGGCCCAGUGUCGCCGGCGUGCGGAGGCGGCUGCUGGGGGCCGCUGCUCGGCGAGACUGCUCCCUGCUCGUUUGAUUUCCAGCGGCCGCAGAAUCCGGGCCACUUCAAGAACAAGUUUUGCCCCGCCUGCCGCGCCGGCGGGAUUCUGCUUCCCGUGUCACGCGUGCGCGCGCUGGCCGCGGAGCAAGUCGCGGUGCUCAAGAAUGGCAAGGGGGAGGGGGUGUGGAGCAGCGACCUGGCGCUCGGGCCCGCGCGCUUCCGGCUGUGCAACCACACCGCAAAGUGCAGCGGCGGCACGCUGCUGCUGCGCGUCUCGAAAGGAACGCUCGUGCCCGCCGCGGCGCUGCAGCUCAAGGCGGACGACGCGCGGCGCGCCGCCGCCGCGGCCGCCACGGCUCCCUUUCCCCCCUCCUCCGCCUCCGCCUCCGCCUCCGCCGCCUCUGCGCCCGCCGCGCCGUGGGCGCCUCUGUCGGUAGUCGGCUCGAAGCGGCUGCGGCCGCUGGACGCGUCUUGCUCCGCCUCCGCCUCCGCCUCGGUCACAAGCGAGAGCGGCGACGGCGUCACCACCGCCGGCUGCGUCGACGAGGCCGAGUUCCUCCGCUCCGUCGUCACGGCGCAGGCCGCAGUGCGCACCGCCAUCGAGGCUCGCGCCGCGUCGGGCCCGAUCUCCGCGAGCGUCGCCUCUGCCAUCCUCGAGCUGCUCCGCUGCACGUCCGAGCUGGUCGCGGCGCAGAGCGACCUUGCGCUCGAUGGCGCCGUCGCAUACCGCGGCUGGCCGCGACGGCGCAGCAAGAGCGGCGGCAGCAAGAGCGGCGGCGAGGCUUUCACGCCGCUGUCCGAGGUUGGCGAGGAGAAGGAGGAGGCGGAGGAGAAGACUGACGGGGACACCGACUCGGACGACUCUGCCGACACGAGCCGCACCGGAGACACUCGCGAGACAAACAGCGUCCCCAUCCGCUCGGGCCUCGCGGCGCGGCGCGAGGAGGCGCGGGGGACUCUCGCGACGCCAUUCUCGUACGCCUCGCUCGCGCGCGCCGUCGACAGCCGCGGCUCGUCAAACAGCCUCCUCAGCAACAGCGAGAGCUCACGCGCGCGCAGCAGCGGCCGCACGCCGCGCGAGGGCAGCCGCGGCCGAUCCACCACCAGCCGGCGGGAGAUCGGCGCGUUGCCCGGCGUGUCGGAGUCGGUCUCGCGGCUGGUGCGUCGCACGCUUGUGCGCGUGGGCCCGGUGACGGGUCGCUUCUACGGCUCGAAGCUGGCCAAGCAGGCCGAGAAGGCGUUCGAGCGCUACUCGACCGAGUACCACCUGCAGCAGGUGAGGCUCCGCCUCGUGCUCUGCGCGGUGGCGGUGCCGCUCAUCCUGCUCGCUAACACAAACACGCACCAGGGCAGCACGCACGCGGCGCUCGCGCGGCUACUCAUCGCGAUGCUCGCGCCGCCCACGCUCCUCCUCACCGCCGCCCUGCUCAGCUGGUUCCGCCCGACGCGCCGUUGGUGGCGAUUCCACGUCGUCGCGGCGCUCGUCCUCUCGUACAACGCAGUGGUGUGGUCGGACGCGCUGCUCGACUUCAGCACCUGGUCGUCGCACGACAAGGAGUACCACACCACUUGGCAGCUCAACUGGCUCAUGCUGUCGCUCGCGGGCUCGGGCUUCCUCUUCUCGCUCGACCUCACCUGGGCCGCGCCGCUGCUGCUCGCAAUCUACUGCACCUACCUCGCCGCGACCAUCUCCCUCUACGCCCUCUGGUGGAACGACUCGGAGCAGGGGGGAUGGACGUGGGAGGUGGCGCGGACGGCGAUGCAGGACCCGGGCGAGGCGUACUCCCAGUGCGAGUGGCUCGACGACAUGGUGGGCCGCGUCGACCUCGAGAAGAUUGCGCGCAACGACGACGAGCGCGACCUCGUCGUCCAGAUCCAGCAGACGCGUGGUACGGGCCGCCGCAGGGAGCGAGCCAGUGCGGCAGGGUGCGGCGGGUUCUCGCAGGACCUCCUCUUCGCCUGCACCUCCGCGCUCGGCUUCGGCGGCAACAAGGAGGCGCGAGAGGCUGCGCGCGACUCUGGCCAGCUCGGCCUCUGCAUCGACGCACUCGGCGAGGCAAACAUCACGAUCGCGAACCCGCUCGGGCUGCUCGCGCCGGGCGGCAAUGGCGGCAGCCCCGGCGGAGGCAACGGCGGCAGCCCUGGGGGCAGCCCAGGCGGCGGCAGUGGCCCUAGCUCAGGGAGCGGCAGCUCGCCGCCGGGAGGAGGCUCUAGCGGCAGCUCGCCGCCGGGAGGAGGCUCUAGCGGCGGAUCGCCGCCGGGAGGAGGCUCUAGCGGCGGAUCGCCGCCGGGAGGAGGCUCUAGCGGCAGCUCGCCGCCGGGAGGAGGCUCUAGCGGCAGCGCGCCGCCGGGAGGAGGCUCUAGCGGCAGCUCGCCGCCGGGAGGAGGCUCUAGCGGCGGAUCGCCGCCGGGAGGAGGCUCUAGCGGCGGAUCGCCGCCGGGAGGAGGCUCUAGCGGCAGCUCGCCGCCGGGAGGAGGCUCUAGCGGCAGCUCGCCGCCGGGAGGAGGCUCUAGCGGCGGAUCGCCGCCGGGAGGAGGCUCUAGCGGCGGAUCGCCGCCGGGAGGAGGCUCUAGCGGCAGCUCGCCGCCGGGAGGAGGCUCUAGCGGCAGCUCGCCGCCGGGAGGAGGCUCUAGCGGCAGCUCGCCGCCGGGAGGAGGCUCUAGCCAGGGGAGCGGCGCUGGCAGCCCGCCUCAAGGCAGCACGGGGGGCGGCAAUGGUGGCAACCCAAACCCGCCUCAGGGCAACGGCGGCCAGCAACCGCCGGGCGGCAACGGCGGCCAGCAACCGCAGGGCGGCAACGGCGGCCCACGCUCGCGCCGACGACUCGACGAGACGCCGCCCGUUGCGCCGCCGCAGCUGCCUUUGCCACCGCAGCUGCCUUUGCCGCCGCAGCUGCCGCCGCCGCUCUCGCCAGUGUAUAACCUGACGCUGAUCGCGUCGCCGGCGCUCGGCGCGGCUCACUCGCGGACGACGAUCGACUGCCUCGCCAAGAUCGUCGAGCAGGCGGAGCAGCUGUCGGGCGAGCAGAUCGAGCUGCUCGCUGUCUUCUCCAACCCGACCACCAUGAUGGUGUCGAGCUCGCACGUGGAGAGAAUCGAGCCGCUCAAGGCGCCCUGGGCCAUCGGGAGACGCAUGCGACACGUCUCACGCGCGCCUCCCUUCCGACACACCCUCGCGGUUGGCCAGGAGCUCAAGUCCCUGUUUCGGCUAGUGCCGCCCGUGCACGUGCACAUCGAGCCGGCCGACUCGACUCCGCCUCACGCACGGCUGGUUCAGGCCGCCUCGCUCGCCGACGUGCGGCAGGUGCUCUCGCGCCACUCGCCCUCGCUGCUCCUCUUCUCGGGGCACUCGUUCGUCGGCACGCUCGCGCUUGAGCUGCCAUCGGGGCGCGUGCAGCUGCCUCCCUCCAAGCUGCUGAUCGAGGAGCUCUCGCCAGAGCGAGCGAGCCGCCUCUCCGCCGUCGUGCUCAACGGCUGCGAGACGGUGUCGCUCGGCUUUGAGAUUGUGCGCGCGCUGCCGCACUUGAGCGUCAUUUGCUGGGCGACCAUCACGGAGGACUCGGCUGCGCGCGCCUUCUCGCAGGGCUUCUACGACGCCGUGGGCACCUCGCUCCUCUCACGCGAGAAGGUCGACCUCGACCUCGCCUUCGAGUCCGGCCUCGAGGCCUUUGUCGAGGCUGGCUUCGCGUCGGGCGACCCGGCCGCCUUCCUGCACGACGAGCUACACCCGCACAGGCGCUUCCCCGUCUUUUCGGGCUGCUACGGCUGCUGCCCGCCUGUGCACGGCGUCGUCCUCAUGCUGCGGAGCGUGGGCGGCCGCGUCGAAGCCAAGGCACCCUCCCUCGCGCUGCGCGGCAGCCGCUGGCAACGGCAGGUCGUGUGCGGGGACUGGUUCCCCGUAGAGGAGCCUUCGGACUUGGUGGACUACGCAGCGCGCUACGCGGCCAGCCACCGCGAAGCCGCUUCGGCGCCGGCGCCGGUCUGCCAGCCCGUCAAGGGCGGCGGCGCCGUGCAUCGCGGCAAGGAGAGCGGUAAGGAGGCCGGCGUGUUGCUGGUGGGGGGCGAUGAGCGGCCGGAGGAGACACCAGAGGUUGCCGCUGCGCAGCUACGCAAUGAGGGUCGCCACGAAGAGGCGCUGCGCACCAUUGGCCGCCACCUGAGGGCCAGCAGCAGCUCUGCCAGUGCCCUCAACGCCGCAGCACGGCUCUGCAAUGAGCUCGCGCUGUCGUCGAUGCGCGAGGGCGAGGGCGAGGGCUACUCGCUCGACGCUGCCUUUGAGUAUCUGCAGGCGCGCCGUCGGAGUGGCGCUCCCCGGCGGCGAGGGCCGAGGCGUGGCGCUGCUGAGGGCUCCGAGGACGACAUCCGCGUGCACGUGGCGCUCAACCUGACGGCCGUGCUCGCCGACCUCGGGCGCCACCGUGAGGCGCUCGAGAUGGCGCACGAGGCGGUGGAGGACCUGAGGCGCGACGCGGUGGAGCGCGGGGAGGCGCCGCAGGCGUCGCUGCUGUCUGCCGCCUAUCACAACCUCGCGGUGCAGCAGGAGCGGAGCUAG